GCACUGGCGCAGAGACGAGCAGGGUGGACGCGCGCACUAGACCACCGCGCGUGCUGGGACACUCGCUCGCACAGGAGUCACGAUGACAUCAUCAGAGGAGUACGUUAUCCAUGGACCCCGGGCUCUUGAGGUCCCACGUGUUUCUAUGGGAAGGUUUCUUCUGGACAGGCUGCAGAGUUUUGGAACCAAGGUCUGUCAGGUGAAUGCUGCCACGGGCGAGACGACCAGCUUCGCCGACGUGCUGGAGCGCAGCGUGUGUGUGGCGCAGGCGCUGCAGGCGCGCGGGCUGAUGGUCGGCGACGUGGUGGGGCUGGCCAGCGAGAACUGCCUCGAGUUCUGCCUGCCCAUGCUGGCCGCCUACUACCUGGGCGCCACCUGCGCCACCUUCAGUCCCUACGCCUCCCCCCGAGAGCUGGCCCACGCGCUCGGCAUCUCCAGACCUCGCCUCGUGUUCUGCUCGGCGGGCUGCGAGGAGAAGGUGUCGCGGCUGGCGCGCGACCUGCCCUUCGUGCAGGAGGUGGUGGUCCUGGCGCCGCGCUCUGCCGCCGGCAACACGCCCUUCCCCGCCUGCCUGGCGCCCGGGCCCCUGCCCCCGCCCGUCUUCCAGGCGGUCCCCGUGCACCCGGACCAACACGUGGCCGCCGUGCUGUGCUCCAGCGGCACCACGGGGCUGCCCAAGGGCGUCAUGCUGUCCGCGCUGAACAUCAUCACCUGCGUGCUGGGCCUCAGUGAUCCGAGUUUUGGUGAUCUAGAUGCGAGCGUGAGACACCUUAUGGUGAUCCCCAUGUUCCACUCGUAUGGUUACCUCGUACAGCUCGCAUCACUCACCAUCGGCUUCACAUCAGUCAUCAUGGUCAAGUUCGAGCCCGAACUCUUCCUUAGUAGCAUACAAAAGUACAAGGUGAACCUGCUGUUCGUGGUUCCGGCGCUGAUGGUGUUCCUGGCCAAGGACGGCCGUGUGGAUGCCCCGGUGCUGGCAGGAGUGCGCGAGCUGUGGUGCGGCUCAGCGCCGCUCAGGGCCGACCUGCAGCGGCAGGUAGAGCAGCGCCUGGGAGUGUGUGGCGUGCGCCAGGGCUACGGCAUGACCGAGACCACCAUGGGAGUGGUGAACACUCCACGGGGCCGUGCCAAGCCGGGCUCAGCAGGAUGCCUGGCACCAGGCACUUCAGCUAAGGUAGUCGACCUGGAGACCGGCGAACUUCUGGGGCCCAACAAGAUGGGCGAACUCUGUUUCCGCAGUCCUCUGAACAUGAAGGGCUACUGCGGCGAUCUGCGGGCCACCAUAGACACAAUCGACGUUGAUGGCUUCAUCCACUCUGGAGACGUCGGCUACUACGACAAAGACCAUUACUUCUACAUCGUGGACCGAGUGAAGGAGCUCAUCAAGUAUAAAUCUUUCCAGGUGCCGCCCGCCGAGCUGGAGGCCGUGCUGCUGUCGCACCCUGCCGUGCAGGACGCCGCGGUGGUCGGCGUGCCGCACGAGGAGGCAGGGGAGCUCCCGAGGGCCUUCGUGGUGAAGCAGGCGGGGGCCAGCGUCACCGAGGAGGACCUCAUACAGUUCGUCGCAGGUCAAGUAUCUCCGCACAAGAGGCUGCGCGGUGGUUUACACUUCAUAGACGCUAUUCCCAAAACUGCUAGUGGAAAGAUUUUGAGAAAAGAUCUGAAGAACACGCAUCUGUCUAAACUAUAAAUAAUUCUUUAUAAUUUAAAGAGAAAAGCUACCGUCUUAAUUAGUUUGAAAAUAAACAUUCAGUAUUUUAAUAUAUAAAUAACCACAGCAUAACAAAUACCUUUGAGGAGUAUGUCGUUAGCACACAUUAUGUAUGAGUGGCUCUUAUGCCUAUGUAGUCAGAAAAUUUGCAAACUAAUGUUUUCUUCUUUUUUAAUUAUAAAUUAACUAUCCUGUUUAUGUUUAUCUUCAGAAUACACAGCUAUUGACACACACAUUGAGUACCUUAAUGCAAAUUAUAAUAUAUGCAAAUAUUUAUGUAUGUUCAAGAAGUUCAUAUCAUACCAAUUUUUUUCUUUACAUGUAAAAUAGUCUUUUUACUAACACCCUCUCUGAUAAUGAAAACGCAUUUUGAAGGGAAAAUAUGAAAUAAUUUUUUUGUACUUUGUAAGUUAUCUGCUUCCUCUUGCUUUCCGUUCCUGCUUUCAAAAUGUUAUCAUCCUUUGCCAAAUGUGUUAUUCUUGAACUUAGACAUGACAUUUGGAAUUUCCUAUCCAACCCAAGAGUGACUCUUGUAGCUCUACAUGGGCACACAGCACAUAUAUUUUUAAUGUCUUUUUGUAAUAAUUGAUCACCAGUAGAAACCAUUUAUGUAAAUUUUUAACCAUUUCUAUAGUGAUUGGAAGUGUGAUUGAAGGUUUUCUUAAUUAGGGGUUUUUGACUUUGUAGUAAAUCUUAAUAAUAUUUAAAUCCCAAUAAAAACGUUCAAAAA
Molecule: messenger RNA, 2441 nt
Organism: Bacillus rossius redtenbacheri
Lineage: Eukaryota; Metazoa; Arthropoda; Insecta; Phasmatodea; Bacillidae
Product: luciferin 4-monooxygenase-like
Exons: 9
Coding region: 83-1690 (535 amino acids)
Biological process (GO): long-chain fatty acid metabolic process; fatty-acyl-CoA biosynthetic process
Molecular function (GO): long-chain fatty acid-CoA ligase activity
Source: RefSeq, a predicted model, not a curated record